Molecule: messenger RNA, 2274 nt
Organism: Tetrahymena thermophila SB210
Lineage: Eukaryota; Ciliophora; Oligohymenophorea; Hymenostomatida; Tetrahymenidae
Product: Ku70/Ku80 beta-barrel domain protein
Exons: 3
Biological process (GO): cellular response to gamma radiation; cellular response to X-ray; telomere maintenance
Cellular component (GO): nucleus; Ku70:Ku80 complex
Molecular function (GO): damaged DNA binding; double-stranded DNA binding; telomeric repeat DNA binding
Source: RefSeq, a predicted model, not a curated record
AUGGCAGGAAAAGAAGCUACUAUUAUCCUAUUAGAUAUGGGUAGUUCUAUGCAAUAGUAUUUAGGUGAUAGAGGAACUAAUGGUUAAAAAAGAAUCGAAAUAGCCGUUAAUUGCAUAAAACUCUUAUUAUAACAAAAAAUGUUUAAUACAAAGACUCAUGAAGUUGGACUUAUUUUAUUUGGUCUUAAAGAUGAAGGUGACGAUAAAAUUAUGUAUAUCAGAGGUAUAGGAAAGCCUGAUAUUGACUUUUUAAAGAAUGUUCAAGAUUUGAAAGAUUAUUAAUCUGAUGAAUGCGAAGGAGGAGAUAUUUUUGAAGCUAUUGAGCAAACAAUAGAUGUUAUUCAUGAUUACGUUAAAGAAAAAAAAUAUGAAAAGAAAAUUCAAUUGAUGACAGCAGGAUUUGGAAAAACCAGCUACAAGGAAAAAUAAAUAAUGGAUUUAAUUGAAAAGGCCAGAAAGGUUCAAACUAAAAUUAAUGUUAUUGGUUUUGACUUCUUAAAGAAAUAUAAUCCUGAAGAAAGCAAUACUGAUGUGUUGAAAAAAGACGAUGCUGCAUAAAAUACCAGAUAAAAUUUAAAUUAAAAGCUAUUCUCAGUUGUUAAAGAUGAAUUAGGUGAACAAAUUCAACUUUUCCCUUCAGAUGUUGCUAUUAAAAUUUAUGAGCAGUUUAGAACUCGUCAAGUUAAUCUUAGAUCAAAGUUUAAUGGUGAUUUGUAGCUUGCUCCUAAUCUCAAUAUAGCAGUGCAAAUGUUCACAAAAACUUCAGAGGAAAAACUCCCUGGCUUAAAAAUGUAUUCAUUAGCUGUUGACUUUAAUCCUCAUUGUGAAAGCGGAUAAAUCGAGCGUGAUGUAAUAAUGGCACUUUAAGAAGAUCCAAACUUGAAUCCUAUUGAUAAAUCUAACAUAACUAAGGCAUAUCAUUAUGGAAAAUAACUCAUUCCUGUUACUUAAGCUUUGGAGGCUUAAAUGAAUUAUACUUCAAAUCGUGAAUUGAAGGUUUUAGGUUUUGUAGAUUCCAAAAAAGUUCCAAGAUAGUCCUUUAUGGCUGGUGUAGAUAUUAUUAUUGCUAAUAAAAAUGAUUCUGUUGCUAAAAAAGGUAUUGCUGCUCUUUGUCAUAGUAUGAUCUAAACCAAUAAAUAUGCUAUAGCCCGUUAUGUAUGGCGUAAUAAUGGUGCUCCCAAGCUUUGCGUUUUGACUCCAUAAAUUGGUAAAGACUAUGAAUGCCUUUACAUGUGCUAAAUUCCUACUUCUGAAAGUGUCCGCGAUUUUUAGUUUAAUUCUCUCAAAGAAAGCACAAAAGAAUAACAAGAUUUAAUGGGAUCUCUUAUAGACAAAAUGGAUUUAAUGAAUCUUGAAGAUGGCGAAGAAGCAUUAUAGAUGAAAUACACUUUUAAUCCUACCCGUUAAUACUUUUAUUAAACUGUUUUCCAUCGAGUAUUUAAUCCUCCCGAUGCUGAUACUAAAAUUCCUCCACUUGAUCCUAAUAUCAGAGACUAUAUAACUCCUGAAAAGAAGGUUUACCCCAAAGCUGCAGAAGAGUUAAAGAAAAUAAAAGAGUCUUUCUAACUUUAAGAGCAAGAAAUUAAAGACGAAAUUUCAAAGAAAAUUUUUUGGUAAUAACUCUUUAAUCCUAACUAUCAAGUACCUGCUGCAAAUAUUAAUGCUCCUCAAGUCUAAAUUAAGAUGGAAAACGGCUAGAUGGAGUCAGAAGAUGUAGAACAGUAAGCUUAAAUUCUUGUAGAUGUAAAAGAAGAAUUAGAAAAUAUUCCUAUCUCAAAGAAAUUUGCUUUCGACGAUUAUAACAAAGACGAUGUAGUACGCAAGGUUUCAUCAGUAUCGCCUGUUGAUGAUUUCUUCAAGAUGAUGACAAACAAGCGCGAAGAUCUCGUUUCUGAUGCUAUAUCACAAAUAUAAGGUAUGAUAUCUCAGUUAAUAGAAACAAGUAUCCGUGGCUCUUAUUAUGAAAAAGCUCUUGAAUGUAUCAAAGCAUUUAGAAAAGGUUGUACUUCAGAAUACGAACAGUUAGAAGCACCCAAAUUUAAUAAUUUCCUUAAUACUUUCAAAGACAAGUUGUUAAAGUCAGAUUAAAAAGGAUUUUGGAAAAUGCUCAUAUAAUAAGGUAUAACUCUAAUUACAGAUAAAGAAAGCACAAAAUCUAAUUUUACCACUAAAGAAGCUCUCUAGUUUUUGCACUAAGAAGAAGAUGUCAUUUAAAAUAUACCUGAAGUAAGAAAAUAAAUCGAAGAUUAUGAUAUCAUGGACGAACUAGAAUGA